AAGCAACGUUAUCCUUUAAUUCUACUUAUGAUUACAAAGCGAUCCUCUAAAAGUAUGAACCACAAAGUUUUUCUCUUUUCCUUUUAAUGUUUGGUUGGGACUGAAAAUGACUGAACUAUGGGUGUGAAGCACAAAUUGCAAAAGACCAGAUAAGCCAUUAGGAUCACACAAAUUCAAGAUAGCCUCAUGAAACAUUAUGCUUUGCUUUCAGGGACAAUUUGGAUAUUCUUGCUUUAUCAUUCUUCUCUCUCUCUCUCUUUAACACUCACAGAAGCUAAGAGGGGAACCAGAUGGGGUGUAAAAUAAACACACCCAAUACCCAAAUUCUCUUCAAAUUUCCCACAAAAAGGGCAGAACUUGGAGGCAAAAGCACCACUUUUUGUCCCACUUUCUCCAUCCACAGUCAAAACCAAGACGCACCCACCAUUUCUACCACCACAACUAAUCAAACCCAGAUCCCAAAAUCUGAAAUUUCCACUCUUCAUUUCAAGACUCUGAGGGCCUGUAAGCUUGGGAUUUCCAGAUACCCUGAUUUUGAGUACAAUGCUGAAGGCGGAACAGGAACUGCCUCUGCCGAGACUGACGGCAGCGGCGACCAAGUUUCGGUUUCUUUCGAUGUUGGGACCCUCUACAUCCCGCCAUUGACAACUGAAACCACCAAAUUUCUGGGUCUGCCAUUGCCACCGUUUCUGAAAAUCGACAUCCUCCCGGAAUUCUUCCAUGGGAACAUCAGCAAAGAAUCUGGCAAGGUUGAGCUUGAAUUCAAGGCAAAGUUCAUAUUCUCUGUUGGGAGUAUAUACAAGGCUCCCCCAUUACUGGUGAAGACAGUGCUGACAUCUGAGGAAUCAGAAGGAAGCAUAAGAAGAGGAAAAGGGGAAAGAUUAGACAAAGAAGGAAAAUGCAGAUUGGUGGGUGUGGCUACUGUUGACCCCAUUGAUGAUUUUCUUCUUAAUUCCUUCCUCUCUCUCCCCACUGAAUGCAUUGCCAUCCUCAAUGCUAUAAUCUCAUUUUCUUAGAAAGAGAGUAUUUUAUUGCUAUAAUAUCAUGGUUUGUCCAGCAUUGUUUGGGACAAACCCAGACACAUAACAUAUAGAAAACAAUAAUAUAUCGCAUAGGUAGUUGUUCUGGUCUUC
Momordica charantia (bitter melon) is the source of this 1133-nucleotide messenger RNA. Its product is annotated as ATP-dependent Clp protease ATP-binding subunit. Lineage: Eukaryota; Viridiplantae; Streptophyta; Magnoliopsida; Cucurbitales; Cucurbitaceae. The record is from RefSeq and is a predicted model, not a curated record.